Molecule: messenger RNA, 1295 nt
Organism: Stegodyphus dumicola
Lineage: Eukaryota; Metazoa; Arthropoda; Arachnida; Araneae; Eresidae
Gene: ND-42
Product: NADH dehydrogenase (ubiquinone) subunit ND-42
Biological process (GO): mitochondrial electron transport, NADH to ubiquinone
Cellular component (GO): cytoplasm; respiratory chain complex I
Source: RefSeq, a predicted model, not a curated record
GGUCACUGUACUGUUUACGUGAUGGCCCUCUUAGCUUUGCCAAGAAUUGUUAAUUGUGAAAUGCAUCGGGCUCGAAUAUUGCUAACAUAUUUACCGAAAUUUUCUAGAAUGCAGUUUGCUUGUAUUACUAGCAAGGAAUUUAAGGAUCCAAACAUUAAAAAGCCUGCGCCAUGGCCGUAUGAAACCAAAAAGUAUAGAUAUUGGAAUAUGUUUACUGAUGGCACGCUGAAACGCUUUGAUGAAAAUACGAAACUCAUUGUUGUUGAUGGAAAUAUUGGUGCCGGAAAAUCAUCGUUUGCAAAGCAACUCGCUGAAGCAUUUGAUAUGAAACUUUUUACUGAACCAAAUAUGGAGCCAUAUUUUGUAUCUGCUUAUGGAUAUGAUAUACGAAAGAUAGACAAGUUAUUACCACCAUCUUACAAAUGCUGUGACCUCAGUACAUUUUAUAAAAACCCUCAUCAUCCGAAUGUUCCUGCUCUGCAGUUCAGAAUGUUUAUGCUAAGACUUGAACAGUAUAUUGACGCUCUAGCUCAUUUGCUUAACACAGGACAAGGUGUUGUGUUGGAAAGAUCUGUAUAUGGUGAUAUAGUAUUUCUGGAAACAAUGUACAAAUUUGGGUAUAUUAGUGGCCCAGCUCGACAGUUGUACUUAGAUAUAAGGAAGAAUGCUGUAUUAGAGGAGUUGCUUAGACCACAUCUUAUUAUUUAUCUUGAUAUCUCUCCUGAAGUUGCCUUAGAAAGAAUCAAGAAAAGAAAUGAUCCCGCUGAAGUGAACUCAAAGGUUUUAACCAAGGAAUAUCUCGCAAGUCUAGAGUAUUAUUAUAAGCAGAUUUAUUUGAAAGAUAUGGACAAACAUGCUGAAAUUCUUGUGUACGAUUGGACCAAUUUUGGUGAUAUUGAAGUUGUUGUUGAAGACAUAGAGCAUAUUGAUUUUGAUCGAUACACCAAAUUUGAUGCAAAAUUAGAAGAUUGGCGGAAAGAGGAUGACUGGGAAUGGUGUUACUGGAGGCGACGAUUUACCAUGCAUAAAAUAACACUUCUGAACUAUGGAAACAUAUUCAGGCCCAAAGUCACAGAACUUUAUCACCCUGGAGAGGAUGUUGAAGAAUUUGAAAAUCUUAUAAGAAGGAUUCCUGGUGAAAAAUAUGCUACAGGUUUCAACCCAGAUGCAGGUGACAAUGUAUGGUUCAAAACAGAACAUAUAAGUUACCGUUUUAUUCCUCGUCCAAGAUUGUAGUAAAUCAUGUACAGUGAAUGCUUUAGUUUAAUAGUUGAAAUAAAGAAUAUUAUUUGUUA